AGCAAAUCUUUCAACAAGGGGAGUCUGCUAGUAGCUUUCGUACGGUUCAGGUGAAUACAUAGUUCGGUAACAAGAGGUUUUCGGACCAUAGACACACUGUGCAAUCGUGGUCUCUCCCCUCGCUGUAAACUCUAAAUAAUAAUAAAUUUUGGUGGAGUCCAGACCCAAGUUAGCAGUGAAAACCAUUUUGGAAUAUUGGGCAAAGUUUAAAUUGGCCGUUUCCCUGAUCAGUGUUUAAUGAGUCAAAUUGUGUGCGGCAGCUAACAUGAAUUGAUAAUUUCAUAGAUUGCGGCAAGUAAAAAACCAACGCGAAGAAAAAAUAAAAUGACUCCAUCCAAUAUUGAAGAGAGAGCCCCGAAUCCACGGGAGACAGCCAACUUCAUAUCGAAAUUAUUUUUUUGGUACGUUAUUCCUGUAUUUUCCAAGACGCAAAAGGAAAACUCUUCAGUAGAUACUCUCUACAAACCACUGAAGGAACAUAAAUCCGAGCUUUUGGGGAAGAAACUUCAUAGCGCGUGGCAAAAAGAAGUCCACCGAGAAUUGAAUACAGGCCAUCAUCCAAAACUUUACCGUGCUAUUCUGCGCGUUUUCGGAGGAUUAAUAGUUGCUUUGGGGUUUGCUUUAUUCUGCUUAGACUUUUUUCUCAAAAUAACACAACCUAUAUUCCUAGGAUUGCUGGUGUCACGCUAUUCAGACUCCGAUCGUUCAUCCACAUAUUAUUAUGCAGGAGCCGUGGUACUCUGUAGCGUCCUUAAUGUGUUGUUUUCCCAUUCAAAUAUGCUAAACCAAUUCCAUUGUGGCAUGAAAAUUCGCGUGGCCCUUGUCAGCAUAAUCUACAGGAAAGCGUUGCGGUUGAGUAGGACAUCUUUGCAAAGUACUACCUCUGGCAAGAUUUUAAACCUUCUAACAAACGAUGUUGGAAAAAUCGAUAAUGCCAUGUUGGGCCUACAUCAGAUUUGGUUAGGGCCAUUGGAGACCAUUGUGGUCAUAGUUCUUGUAUAUCAACAAAUAGGCCUUUCAGCUCUCAGCGGCAUCCUGAUCCUGGGAUUGCUGUCUCCUGCUCAAUACUACAUGGGUCGAAAAAUGACGGAGCUACGUGGUCUUACCGCUAAACUAUCGGACGUUAGGAUUCGACUCAUGAAUGAAAUCAUUCAAGGAGUGCAAGUGAUUAAGAUGUACGCCUGGGAGAGGCCGUUUGAAGACCUUGUGAAAAACGCCCGUAAGGAGGAAGUUGGAAUGAUUCAGCGAAGCAAUUAUAUUCGGGGAACCAAUUUGUCUUGCAUGAUGUUUGUAUCCAGAAUCGCCAUUUUUACCAGUCUCGUGGUUUAUGCUUUGCUAGGGCAGGUGGUAACGGCGGAGAAGGCAUUCGUUAUUACCGCCUACUACAAUAUAUUACGGCAAGUGAUGACCGUCCAGUUUCCACGAGGUAUCGAACAACUGGGUGAGACUGCUGCAUCCUUGAAGCGUAUCCAAGACUAUAUGCUGCUUGAUGAGAGGAAGCCCAAUUCAAAAACGAAUCUCAACAAUAAAGAGACUCGUGAUCCUACUGAAGUUACUCCGUUACUUUCAAGGAAUAUCCGAGAAUCCGAUUUGAAACCAAUGUUAGCAUUAAGUAGAGUCACAGCGAAAUGGACUAAGGAAGAUAGUAAGCCCACUCUAGAUGGGAUCACUUUAACCAUAAGACCUGGUGAACAGGUAGCGCUUAUUGGAAAAGUCGGAUCGGGAAAGUCGAGUAUUCUUCAAGCCAUUCUCGGAGAGCUGCCUAUUACUUCCGGCCGUAUCGAGACUAAUAAUGCCACCAUCUCAUAUGCUUCACAAGAGCCAUGGCUCUUCAAUGGAACUAUUCAGGAAAAUAUCCUAUUUGGGAGGUGUAUGGAUUUGGAAAGGUACAAUGAGGUGGUCACGGCAUGUGCUCUACAAGAUGAUUUCAAUCUGCUAAGAAACGGUGACCAAACUUUGGUAGGCGAUCGAGGUCAAUCGCUCUCCGGGGGACAAAAAGCUCGUAUAGGGCUAGCUCGGGCAGUAUACCGUGAAGCGAAUAUUUAUCUUCUUGAUGAUCCUUUAAGUGCUGUUGACUUACAAGUAGGACGUCACCUAAUCAAUAAUUGCAUCAACAAACUUCUACGGGAACAAAUCGUCCUUCUGGUCACACAUCAACUCCAGUUCCUUAGUGGAAUCGACAGAAUAGUUGCCGUAGAUGAUGGGAAAAUAAAUUUCAUAGGCGAGUUCGCAGAAUUGGAGGAACUUCAUCCGGAGUUCAAGGAAUUGAAUAAAAGACCCGUUCAAGGAGACGAACUGGCCAAUAGCAAAUCAGUGGUGGAUGGAAAUGAGAAGAAGAUGGACAAGCAACAGAAUGGACACAUUUCGAACAAUCCUAAUGUUCAGAGACAAAAUGCAGAGUCCCAAAAACAGGGAGGUAUUGGAGCCCAGCUCUAUAUGAAAUACAUUCGACUUGGAGGUGGUUUCAUGCUUUUUAUCAUUACUAUGGUAUUUUGUAUAACCACUCAAUCCUUUGCAUCUGGCAGUGACUAUUUCUUAGCCUUCUGGGUUAACCGCAACAUCAAUGUUACUGCUGGAAUCUCUACCGAAACUGACAAUUCUGCUCUAGUGAAUAAUGAGACCAUCAUAGAAGUACCCCCGACCCAGAUGGAAACUGUCGAUAAACUACCAAUUUAUAUUUUUACGGUCCUGACCGCAGGGACAAUAUUGGUCACGUUAUCCAGAACUUACCUCCUAUUCAAAAUGGCCAUGAAGGCUUCCAUAGGUCUUCAUAACGCUAUGUACCAAGGGAUCAUCCGGGCUGCGAUGUAUUUCUUCCGAACGAAUCCAGUCGGCCGGAUCAUGAAUCGAUUCUCAAAGGACAUGGGUCUGGUGGAUGAAAUGCUCCCAACUGUAAUGAUUGAGGUCAUCCAAAUUGCAAUGGCGCUGAUUGGAGUGAUUGUAAUUGUGGCCAUGGUGAAUCAGUGGUCCUUGCUUUUGACUGCGGGUAUGGCUGUGAUGUUUUUUUAUUUAAGGCGUAUCUAUUUGAAUACAUCGAGGGAUCUCAAGAGAAUGGAUGGAAUAACUCGCUCCCCAAUUUAUUCACAUACCAUUGAGACGUUAAAUGGCCUCUCGACAAUCCAUGCAUUUUCGGCUGAGGAAAAUCUGAUCCAGAUAUUUGAUUCUCACCAGGAUACGCACAGCUCCGUGUUUUAUACUCUGCUUUCAAUACGCCAAGCUUUUGGAUUCUUCCUGGACUUAGUUUGUAUUAUUUACAUAAUUUUUGUAACUUUUGUUGUCUUAGAUAGUAAAACGGCUGGAGAAGUUGGCUUGGCUAUUACGCAAGCCAUCGGGAUAACUGGAAUGCUUCAAUGGGGUGUCAAGCAAUCGGCUGAGAUGGAAAACUUAAUGACUUGUGUCGAGCGAAUCGAUGAAUAUGGGAAUAUUAAAAAAGAAGAAAGUGAGGAGGAGAAGGAUCCACCCACGACGUGGCCGCAGGAAGGAUCCAUCGAGUUUGAAAACAUAUCGCUCUGGUAUUCUCCUGAUAAAGCUGAUGACGCUAUCUUAAGGAAUAUAUACCUGCGAAUUCUCCCUAAAGAAAAAGUUGGAAUUGUCGGACGAACCGGGGCUGGGAAAUCAUCACUAGUGAAUGCUAUAUUGCGAUUGGCACAUAUUGAGGGUUCGAUCAAGAUAGAUGGCCAGGACAUAAUGCAAGUGCCUCUCGAAACCUUGCGACGAAAAAUCUCAAUUAUUCCACAAGAACCCAUUCUAUUUUCGGGAUCCCUUCGGUAUAACUUGGAUCCAUUCAGUGAAUACUCCGACUAUGCUAUCUGGGAGACUCUGGAGCAAGUCAGCCUCAAAGAAACAGAAAAAAUGACCAACGGUCUGGAAACAAAAAUAUCCGAGGGAGGACAUAAUUUAAGCUUCGGAGAAAGACAAUUGAUUUGCCUCGCUCGAGCUAUUCUCCGUGAGAACAAGAUACUUUUUAUGGAUGAAGCCACGGCUAAUGUGGAUAGACAAACUGAUGCUUUUAUCCAGCAAACAAUUCGGGAAAAGUUUCAGGACUGCACCGUUCUUGUGAUUGCACAUCGUCUCCAUACUGUGAUGGAUUUAGACAGACUUCUUGUGAUAGAUAAUGGUCGUGUAGUUGAAUUUGGUCCUCCGUAUUCAUUGUUGGCACGCGAAGGAUCGAUUGUCAAUAAGAUGGCGAAAGAGGCUGGUCAAUCUACAUAUGACCAUCUUUUGGAUAUUGCAAAAAAAACUGCCUAGUCGCCAAUUCUUCUUUAAGGAAUAGUACAUGCCGUAUAGGAUAGAACUUCUGGGUUGCCUCGUGAAGGACGAAUUUUAUUUUUAAUUACUUUUUAAGCUGAAGAUUUUAUUUAUUUACGUGCUGUGUCUGUUUUUUGUAUUAUGAAUUAAAAAGUCCCUGAAUUGUUUCAGAAAAUUUAAAA
This is a messenger RNA of Hermetia illucens (black soldier fly), 4430 nucleotides long. RefSeq names its product probable multidrug resistance-associated protein lethal(2)03659. Gene Ontology annotation, cellular component: membrane. Gene Ontology annotation, molecular function: ATP hydrolysis activity; ABC-type transporter activity; ATP binding. The coding region runs from base 325 to 4248 and encodes 1307 amino acids. The transcript has 11 exons. The record is from RefSeq and is a predicted model, not a curated record. NCBI's taxonomy places the organism in Eukaryota, Metazoa, Arthropoda, Insecta, Diptera, Stratiomyidae. Gene Ontology annotation, biological process: transmembrane transport.